Messenger RNA from Syngnathoides biaculeatus (alligator pipefish), 1329 nucleotides. RefSeq lists its product as uncharacterized. Gene Ontology annotation, biological process: small GTPase-mediated signal transduction; protein transport; vesicle-mediated transport. Gene Ontology annotation, cellular component: cytoplasm. The transcript has 11 exons. Gene Ontology annotation, molecular function: Rab GDP-dissociation inhibitor activity. NCBI's taxonomy places the organism in Eukaryota, Metazoa, Chordata, Actinopteri, Syngnathiformes, Syngnathidae. Bases 1 to 1329 code for a protein of 442 amino acids. The record is from RefSeq and is a predicted model, not a curated record.
AUGGAGGAGUAUGAUGUCAUAGUGCUCGGAACUGGACUCAAGGAAUGCGUCCUCUCAGGUUUGAUGUCGCUAAACGGGAAAAAAGUCCUUCACAUCGACAAGAACGCUCACUGCGGGGGGGAGAGUGCGUCCAUCUCCCCCCUCGAGGAGCUGUACACGAGGUUCAAGAUUCCCGGUCCUGUCACAUCUCCUGGUCGUGGAAAAGAAUGGAACGUUGACCUUAUUCCCAAGUUUUUCCUCGGUGAUAGUCAUCUGGUGAAAAUGUUGAUACAUACCGACGUGACUCGCUAUCUGGACUUCAGAGUGGUCGAAGGGAACUACGUGUACAAAGCGGGAAAACUGCACAGGGUCCCAGCCACUGAGGAAGACGCUCACCAUUCAGAUCUGAUGGGGAUGUUUGACAAGAGGAGGUUCAGGAAGUUGCUGCUUUUCGCUCAGAACUUUGACGUGAGAAAACCUCGCACGCAUCACGACUUGGACCCCGAGCAAACCACCACCCGCGAUCUCUUCUCUCGCUUUGACCUGGGACUGGACGUUGUAGAGUUCAUAGGUCACGCCAUAGCCUUGCACGGCAGCGAGAGUUACCUGGACCAGCCCUGUGUGGAGACUAUUAAGCGCAUCAGAUUGUAUGCCGAGUCUCUGGCCCGCCACAAAACCAGCCCGUACCUCUACCCUGUGUUUGGACUGGCAGAACUGCCACAAGGAUUUGCGAGAUUGAGUGUCGAGAAUGGAGGAACGUUCCUGCUUAACCGAACAGUGGAUGAGAUCUUGUUGGACAACGGCAAAGUGACAGCCGUGAAAUCCGAAGGGAAGUUGUUCCGGUGUAAACAGCUCAUCUGCGACCCGGCCUACGUUCCCAACCGAGUGAGGAAAGUGGGGCGAGUCGUCAGGGUCAUUUGUUUACUAAAUCAUCCCGUCAAAAACACGCAGGAAGCCAAGUCGUGCCAGAUCAUCAUCCCUCAAACACAACUGAACCGGAAAUCUGACGUCUUCAUAUCUGUAGUUUCCUACGCACACAACGUGGCCUCGGACGGGUUUUACAUUGCAACGGUGAGCACGGCAGCUGAAACCAACCAACCGGAGAAAGAAGUGCAGCCGGGCCUGGACCUUCUGGAGCCUAUCAUGCAAAAAUUCGUUUCGGUCAGGAGCAAGCUUGUUCCCAAUGAUGACGGAAACAAGAGUCAGAUUUUUGUGUCCCGCUCAUACGAUGAAACCGACCACUUUGAGGGGGAGUGCGAAGACAUUAAGGACAUGUACCGGCGCAUCACUGGCACCGAGUUCCGCUUCACUUCGCACCGGCAUCCGUCGCGCAGCUCGGAUGAAGACUGA